Fusarium venenatum is the source of this 180-nucleotide messenger RNA. Lineage: Eukaryota; Fungi; Ascomycota; Sordariomycetes; Hypocreales; Nectriaceae. The record is from RefSeq and is a predicted model, not a curated record.
AUGUAUGAGGAAGAAAAACGGCAUGCCAUGAUCCAAUAUACAUCGAUACAAGAGGCUGUGAUUGGUUAUGACCAAGGAUCUAAGAUGAACUCUACCAAGUUUGAGUAUGCUGUUGGUAGCGGAACCCAGCAUCAGGCAAUAUCGCGACAUCCGUUUGGUGUGUUGCUUGUCGAUAUUUGA